This is a messenger RNA of Manis javanica (Malayan pangolin), 1816 nucleotides long. It is a transcript of the gene BBS5, whose product is annotated as Bardet-Biedl syndrome 5. Gene Ontology annotation, molecular function: phosphatidylinositol-3-phosphate binding. Lineage: Eukaryota; Metazoa; Chordata; Mammalia; Pholidota; Manidae. Gene Ontology annotation, biological process: intracellular transport; cilium assembly. Gene Ontology annotation, cellular component: ciliary basal body; BBSome. The record is from RefSeq and is a predicted model, not a curated record.
CAGUCCGCUUACGGACGCGACGGGAACAGGGAGAGCGCACGCCCAACUCUAGGAAACUUGGGUCUCGGCGGCCGCCGUAAACCCCGUGACGGAGGUGGCCCGUUGCCUGAGAGCCAGGAGACGCCGCUCGGCCUCCCCCGCGACGGAGAGUCCGGACUGCGCGGCACCGUUACCAUGUCCGUGCUGGAUGCGCUGUGGGAGGACCGAGACGUCCGCUUCGACGUGUCUUCACAACAAAUGAAAACAAGACCUGGAGAAGUUCUUAUUGAUUGUUUAGAUUCAAUUGAAGACACCAAAGGAAAUAAUGGGGAUAGAGGUAGACUCUUAGUAACAAAUUUAAGAAUUAUCUGGCACUCUUUGGCAUUACCCAGAGUCAAUCUUUCCAUCGGUUACAACUGCAUAUUGAAUAUUACAACAAGGACUGCUAACUCUAAAUUACGAGGCCAAACUGAAGCUCUUUAUAUACUAACAAAAUGUAACAGUACUCGUUUUGAGUUUAUAUUUACAAAUUUGGUUCCCGGAAGUCCUAGACUCUUUACUUCUGUGAUUGCAGUACACAGAGCAUAUGAAACUUCUAAAAUGUAUCGUGAUUUUAAAUUGAGAAGUGCACUAAUUCAAAAUAAGCAACUAAAAUUAUUACCACAAGAACAUGUAUAUGAUAAAAUCAAUGGAGUAUGGAAUUUAUCCAGUGAUCAGGGAAAUUUAGGAAGUUUUUUUAUUACCAAUGUGAGAAUUGUGUGGCAUGCAAAUAUGAAUGGCAGCUUUAACGUCAGUAUACCAUAUCUACAAAUUCGUUCAAUAAAGGUUAGAGAGUCAAAAUUUGGUCUAGCUCUUGUCAUUGAAAGCUCCCAGCAGAGUGGAGGGUAUGUCCUUGGCUUUAAAAUAGAUCCUGUGGAAAAACUACAAGAAUCAGUUAAGGAAAUCAAUUCACUUCACAAAGUCUAUUCUACCAGUCCUAUAUUUGGAGUAGAUUACAAGAUGGAAGAAAAGCCACAGCCCCUUGAAGCUUUGACAGUUGAACAAAUUCAAGAUGAUGUAGAAAUAGAUUCUGAUGAUCAUACAGAUGCUUUUGUGGCUUAUUUUGCUGAUGGUAAUAAGCAACAAGAUCGUGAACCUGUAUUUUCAGAAGAAUUGGGGCUUGCAAUAGAGAAAUUGAAGGAUGGAUUCACCCUACAGGGACUUUGGGAAGUAAUGAGUUAAUCUUGAUCUGAAUUUCAUUUAAAGAUAAGCUAAGAUUAAAGAUACCUACUCACCUUCUAUGAGCCAUGGAAUGAUUUUUAUGAUUACAGAAAAAGCCUUUAAGAAUGAGUUUUUUAAUGAUUAAGGAAAACCCAUUUAUCUUAGAUUUUACUGACAGUUUUCCAAAAAUUGUACGUUAAGAUUGUAACCAAAAUGUGUAUGUAUCUGGUUUGUAAAUAUGUUUAUUUUGUACCCAAUAUAUGGCUAUUAAAUGACUGUAUCAUACUUGGUUUAAUAAAGAAUUUAUGCAGCACUAUUUAAUGUUUUGAAAGUAUGCUUUAAAAGAGUAAGACUAUACUAAAAAGUAAUCAAAAUACUGUUUUAAUUAUAAAAAUCUGGUUAAAAUAUAUAAUCACAUAGCUCAAACUGUAAGCCAACUUGAACAUAAAUUAUGACCCUUAAACUUGCCACAUUUAGGUGAUCAUUUCUGUAAAAACUAAAAAUUUUAAGUAACUCUAGAUAUAGCAAACCCUAUGUAAUGUUUGGGCCCUAUUUUGUAAAUAAUUUCAAUAUUUUGGCAAGAAUUUAUUUUGUAAGGAAAUAUUUUUAAUUACUUUGUAAAUAAAUAGUUCAUGUA